GCACACCAUCUACCUCUACCCAUUCCUUUCCACGCAGUAGUGAAUCCAUCAACGCCGAUCCUCUAUCAUUUAGAGUUAUCUAACUCACUGUGUACAGAAGUGUUUUCAAUUUUAUCAGCUUUUGUGUAAGACGAACAAACUAUUUUUCGGAGUGUCUUUUGUCCCAACGGUUAUGUCGUCGAAAUAUCGUUUAAAAUAGGCCUAUCACCAGUAAUCACCAUUUUGAGACCAAAUUGAAAGGACGAUCGAUGUGGCAAGAACUUUAGCAUAAUGAUGACAAUGGCGAAACAGAGCUUUGCGUUAGCACUAUUUCACAUUUUAUUCUUCGGAUUGCAAGGAGCUAUUUUGACCGUCUCCGGAUUUCAAACUCCAUCAUAUACAGGACAGCAUACGUUUUAUGCCACGGAAAAUCGCGCUCUAAGGGAGUUUGCAUUUACAAUAAAAACUGCACGAUCUCGUGUCAUCUGUGCACGGGAAUGCAGCAUGGAUGAACGUUGCAAGUCGUUUAACUUUAACGACUGCAAUAAAAUAUGCGAGUUGAACCUCGCCACAAGACGAGAUCAUCCCGAAGACUUCAGUGCGACUCAAGGAAGUGUGUACUUUGAUGCAGAUGAGGACACACCUCUCUACUCACUGACUGAUAGCUCCUUGAAUCGCUACACAAGUUGCAAGAUGCUCUUAGAUGCCGGUUAUCGUUCAAGCGGUAUCUACACAAUCUACCCAGAGGGAUUCGGUAACUGUCUUCGUGUCUACUGUGACAUGGAAACUGACGGUGGAGGAUGGAUCGUGUUUCAGAGGCGACAAGAUGGCAGCGUGGACUUCUACCGUAACUGGACCGAGUACCAGGCUGGCUUUGGCGAUCUGUCCGGUGAGUUCUGGUUGGGCAAUGACAACUUGGUGACUCUGACGUCGGAUAAUUCACAAGGAACAUGGGAGCUACGAGUUGAUUUAGAGGACUGGGAGGGCAACAGGGCAUGGGCAAAGUACUCAGAUUUCCAAAUAUCCCCGGGUGAGUACAAUCUGAAUAUUGGCCAAUACGACGCCAGCAGCACUGCCGGUAGUGACUCUCUUUUUUAUCACAGAGGACGUCCCUUCACCACAAAGGAUCGUGACAAUGACGCACGGUCGGGGUCAAAUUGUGCACAAUCCCUCCAUGGAGCCUGGUGGUUUAAUAAUUGUUUGCACUCCGACUUGAAUGGUCGUUAUUACCCAGAUGAGCACGCACCUUAUAAUGAGGGCGUGAAUUGGCGAUUCUGGAAAGGCUUUACCUAUUCUCUGAAAUCGUGCAGGAUGAAAAUGCGUGCGAGAUGAGACCAUAAAUACUUUUACAUGUUAUUAAGCUGGUUAAUGGAACUUAAACUGUAAUGUUUUUACCCUAGGCUGAUAAGCCUGCCGAAAAGGGGCAGGGGAAUGUUCUAGUUGACGUAGCCGACCGGAGUGUGGAUGUUAAAUCCCUGCCCGGCCUUUCUUUAAAUAGAAUUAAAAAAACGAAAAAUGUAAAAGACGAUUGAGGUCAACCAUGCAUUGUUAGAAAAACUAUAAAUAGAUGUAUGGCAAGUAUACCUAAACUUAAAAAAGGGAACUCGUGAGAAAAUAUUGGGGAAGGGGAUAAAUUUCCCCUCGACCCCGGAUGCUCAAGCGCGCGGUUAGCAAGGUGGAUCCAGAAUAUUUUUCAGGGAGGCGUGCUGAAAUGUAGACCGGUUAUU
Patiria miniata (bat star) is the source of this 1706-nucleotide messenger RNA. Its product is annotated as ficolin-3-like. The transcript has a single exon. Bases 271 to 1311 code for a protein of 346 amino acids. Lineage: Eukaryota; Metazoa; Echinodermata; Asteroidea; Valvatida; Asterinidae. The record is from RefSeq and is a predicted model, not a curated record.